AUGGUUCAAAGUCUGCUGCGAGAGUCCCAGGUCAUCCGACAGACCAAAGAGAAAGAGAUCAGCGAGCUGAAGAAAAGGUCUGAUCAAAGUACUGAAUCUCUGAAAAACGAAUGGGAGAAGAAGGAGCAAGUGUUGCAUGAGCUGGAGACACGGGUGAAGCUGCUCUCGGUGGAGGUGCAGAACGGGAACCUGCUCCAGCAGAAGGUCACUCAGGAGAAAGCAGAGUUGGAGAUUCAUAUCGCCUCCAUCAGUGGUGAGCUUCAAGAGGCCAACCACAAGUACAGGAAAACCACCCUAUCUGUCGAAAAGCUCAGAUACAACAUUCUGCCGACGCUUCAGGCCAAACUGGAAAAGGAACGAGCCGACAGCAAGAGGAAGAUUAAUAAAAAAAAGCAAGAGAGAGAUGUGCAGCUGGUUCAUCUUCAGGACAGUCGGAGACAUCAGGACCAGCAGGCUGAGAGCGCACAGGAAAGCUUUAAGAAGCAGGUGGAGCUCAGCUCAGGGAAGACCUACACUGACAUGAAGCAACAGAUGGAGAAAGUAGAGACUGAUGUGAUUCGUUCUAAAUCUCUCAGAGAGAAGCAGUCUAAAGAGUUCAGUUACCAGCUGGAGGAGCUGCAGCGACGAUAUGAGCAGCAGUCUUACUCCUUGUUGUCCAAUCAUAUUGUGGAACUGAAACUGCAGCAUGAACAGGAGCGGACGCACCUACUCCAGACACACAAUGCUGAGAAGGACAGCCUGGUCCAGGACCACCAGCGGGAAAUCGAUAGUUUGGACAAACAGGCGAGGGCCACCAUGGUCCAGCACCAAACGCAAACCCAGGAGUGGAGGAAGCGCAAUGCUCAGACCAUCUCUGAUCUGGAGGACCAGGUGCAUUCUCUGAGGAAGGAGCUGUGGGCAGCCCACAUUCAGAGGAAAGAGCUGCCGACAGAGUUGUGUGUGCUGUGGGAGGAGGAGCGACAGCAGGCCUCUCAGGACAAGCAAGCAGCCCUGGAUCGGCUGUGGGCCGAGAUGGAUCAGGUGUGGCAGGACCUGGAAAGAACCCACAAGGCUGAAAGAGAGCUGACCCAAGAAAAGACCAACAGCAGGUCGAAGCAUCUUGAGAAGGAAUAUGAUCAGAAGUUGGCCAUGUCUGCACAGGUGAUAGCUGAGCUGCAGAUAUCUCUGAGCAGCGUCAAGGAAGACAACCGCCAGACACAGCAGAGUCUAGAGAGACAACUACAGGAAGCACAGAGCCACUGUGACGAGGAGAGGAGACAGCUCAGCAGAGAUGCUGACCAAACCAGCAAGGUUCUUCAAGAACAUGUGGAGAGUCUACAGAGACAGCUGCAUGCCGUUAAGAAGAAAUUGAUGAGUCGCGAGUUGGAAUACCAGGAGCAGAUCACACAUGUCCGUCAGGAUUGUGAGUCGAAGAUCAAAGGCCUGAUUCCCACAGAGCUGCAACAGGAGCUGGAGGACACCAUCACCUCACUUAAGUCACAGGUCAGCUUCCUGCAGAAGAGAGCGUCGGUCUUACAGGAGCAGCUAGAUGCUUGCCACAUCAGGAGGUGA
Molecule: messenger RNA, 1551 nt
Organism: Carassius gibelio (silver crucian carp)
Lineage: Eukaryota; Metazoa; Chordata; Actinopteri; Cypriniformes; Cyprinidae
Product: centrosomal protein of 112 kDa-like
Exons: 14
Coding region: 1-1551 (516 amino acids)
Source: RefSeq, a predicted model, not a curated record